AUGAAUUCCAUCAAGAAGUUAGUAGCAUCUUUUGAGCCGUUUUACCUGCCUCCGCUAGAGGCUGUUGGCAAGGAUCAGGCUCACAAUGAGAAAAUGUUCAAUGACGAGGCUGAAAUCGAGGUCCCUGCGGAUCCAGAGAUUAACGAAAUGGAAGAGCCAUCGCAUCCAAGUCCCAAGUCGCAGAAGUCUUCGUUUCUUCGACAAUUGUGGCUGGUUUUGGUGUUUAUCCCGCAGAACUUGCUCUGGAGACCCCUCAUGCUCCUUUGGCUACUAAUAACAUUCCCCUUCACAUACUUUUUUGAGGAAGAAUACCCCCGAAUUCUCAGCAGCAGCUCGGCUCCAAAUCCAGAAGAACAGCGUGAGAAGAUAGAGUUGCUCAAGAAAGAGCGCAUCAUUUCAAACCACAUCAAGUCCCCAAACUCCCUGUCGAAGUACCUCAUACCACCACCACCUAGACUUUUUCCCCUCUCUCGAAAUCCCGACAAAAGAAAACGGAAGAAGGUGCUUAUAUUAGAUCUAGACGAAACACUCAUUCAUUCGCUUUCUCGAGGAGCGCCCAGGUCGCUCGGUGGAUCGGGUGGACAGUGUCAUAUGAUAGAGCUCAAAGUGAACAAUGUGUCGACAUUGUACUACGUCUACAAGCGCCCGUACUGUGAUUUUUUUCUCAAGGAGUUGAGCAAGUGGUACGAGCUUCAAAUUUUCACGGCAAGCGUGCAAGAGUACGCUGAUCCAAUCAUUGACUGGUUGGAAAUGGACUUGAUAGAUCACAAGAAAGCGCAGGGUCCUCAGCAUGAGGCUCAGGGCAAAGUGUUCACAAAAAGGUACUACCGUAACGAUUGCACAUACAGGCUGGGAGUCGGGUACAUCAAGGACUUGUCGAAGUUUUUUCCUCACGACGACCUCAAGAACGUGAUAAUAUUGGACAACUCGCCCAUCAGCUAUGCUUUGCACGAGCACAACGCUGUGAUGAUCGAGGGCUGGAUCAACGACCAGAGCGACCGGGACUUGAUUAACCUCUUGCCGAUGCUCUACAGCUUGAGCAUGUGUAUAGACGUGAGGUUAAUCCUAGGCAUGAGAAGUGGAGAAAAACUCUUUGAAAAUUUAUGA
Messenger RNA from Candidozyma auris, 1107 nucleotides. RefSeq names its product Nem1-Spo7 phosphatase catalytic subunit NEM1. Gene Ontology annotation, molecular function: protein serine/threonine phosphatase activity. The transcript has a single exon. NCBI's taxonomy places the organism in Eukaryota, Fungi, Ascomycota, Pichiomycetes, Serinales, Metschnikowiaceae. The coding region runs from base 1 to 1107 and encodes 368 amino acids. The record is from RefSeq and is a predicted model, not a curated record.